CCGUUCUCCCACAUUCCACGUGAGAAAUCCAUAGCUUGGCCAUCUCCAAGUCUGCACGGAGACUCGACUUGGCAAGCAGUCCACGACAUUCAAAAAGAAGUUGAUAUCGUCAAGCAGCAAUCGAAGAACGCGCGAAAUAUUCGAAGAACACUGUGAACGAACGACGAAUGCGAGGAAAAUGAAUCGGAUGCAAGAAGUGCUGGUAAAGAACAGUAGGUGUGUCAUCACCUAUCACAACAUCUAUCGUAGUAAGCACGGCUCACCUUCGUUGAUACGUGAUGCCACUCUCGACAGUGCCGCUCAGAGAUGGGCGAACGUAAUGGGCAAUAGAAGAGACUGUCUAGCUCAUGAAAGUCCACGAAGGUACGGCGAAAAUCUGUUCUUUUUUGGAGCGAGACAUUUUCCAACUCCCACUACCAUGGCGCAUAUGGUGGCACAUAGCUUCUAUGUGGAAGGAGUGGGAUAUGAUUACAAAAGGUUUUAUCCAAUGACUUACUACAAAACUGGUCAUUUCACGCAGCUAAUCUGGAAAGAAUCACGAAGGGUAGGUGUUGGAGUCUCGGUUGUUCAUCACGACGGCAACAAAAAAGGACCAUGUCAGCCAUCUGUACCACUCUACAUGAUUUACGUAGUCGUAAAAUACGACCCACCCGGCAACCUUCAAACUUAUCAGGCUUAUAUGAACAACGUGAGACCUCCUAUUACUUAA
Molecule: messenger RNA, 709 nt
Organism: Angiostrongylus costaricensis
Lineage: Eukaryota; Metazoa; Nematoda; Chromadorea; Rhabditida; Metastrongylidae
Source: the annotation of a GenBank genome assembly